Aphis gossypii (cotton aphid) is the source of this 1367-nucleotide messenger RNA. RefSeq names its product hepatic triacylglycerol lipase-like. Bases 44 to 1051 code for a protein of 335 amino acids. Gene Ontology annotation, biological process: lipid metabolic process. The transcript has 7 exons. Gene Ontology annotation, molecular function: lipase activity. Lineage: Eukaryota; Metazoa; Arthropoda; Insecta; Hemiptera; Aphididae. The record is from RefSeq and is a predicted model, not a curated record.
AUAAUAGUCAGGCAAAUGUUGUGAAUUUGCGGCUGAAUUAGAAAUGAGCAUCUACCUUACAAUAGUCCUCCUGUUUUUUAUCUAUACAGUUAAGGUUCAUAUAAAAGCAUAUAGUCAAGAAUAUGAAAAUACUACGAAUAAAUUUGAUAGUGGUGAACAAGAACAUAUUGUAAUACCACAGUCUAUCAAUGAAGCUAACUUGAAGUUUUGCUAUUCUAAUUCAUAUCUUGGAAAUGAUACAUGGAUUCCAAUCGAAUCUGGUAACGAAACAAGUAUACUUGACUACUGGAUACACGGUUUACCUUUAAUACUUACAACUCAUGGAUGGCUUUCAUCGGAUAAAAACUUCAAAGGGGUAUUUAUCAUUAACACUGCCUAUAUCGACGUCGGUGGGUUUAAUGUCAUCUCAGUGGAUUGGAGUAGUAUUGCCGAAGAUCCUAAUUACCCAGUUCCUGCAGCCUUAACCAAAGCAGUUGGUUCUGCGAUUGCUAAAUUUUUGGACCGUUUGGUUGAUGUUACGGGAAUAGAUCCGUUACAUAUACAUUUAAUAGGUCACAGUCUUGGUGCCCACGUUGUAGGAUCGUGUGGUUUUCAUUUUAAAUCGGGAAAAAUCGGUAGGAUAACUGGUUUAGAUGCAGCCGCACCUGGAUACGAGGUAAUACCUAUUCAUUUACCACACUUGAACAAAGAGGAUGCUCAAUUUGUCGACUGUAUUCAUACAUCAAGAGGAAUUCUUGGCUACUUUACAAGUAUAGGCCACGCUGACUUCUAUCCCAAUUCCGGAAGAGCGCCUCAACCGGGAUGCCAUUCAUUAUUCAAUUUACUAGAUUUCUUGUAUUGCAGCCAUGCACGAGCAUAUGAACUUUAUGCAGACUCCGUGUACCAUAGAAAAUCUUUAGUUGCGGUAAAUUGUCCAUCGUGGAAAGAUUUUAAAGAUAAAAAAUGUGAAGGCAACACUCGUGAGUUUAUGGGGCACGACACAUCACCCAGUGCUAGAGGCGAUUUCUACUUAAAGACCAGAAAAACCAAUCCUUAUGGUACUAAUGUAUAAGUAUAAUGUACGUAUUUUAUAUUUUUAUUGUAUGAAUUAAAAACAUAUUAUAAUGUUCCUGUAUUUUAAUUCAUUGAUUGUCGAAAUCCAAUAUUAUGAUUUACCUGAAUCAAUAUUAAAAUAUAUUUAAGUAUACUAUAUUGGGACAAUGUAUUAUACUCAAAGAAUAAAUUCAUUAAAAUCAAUGGGUUAGGUUUUUAUGCACAAAAAUCUAUUUAAAUAUCUAAUACAAUGGUUGUAAUAAUAUUGAUUUUAUUUUUGUUAUUAUAAUUAAAACACAAUAUUAUUUAUGCCGCAGGCAGUGAAAGACAUACGU